Messenger RNA from Morchella sextelata, 1731 nucleotides. RefSeq lists its product as uncharacterized. The record is from RefSeq and is a predicted model, not a curated record. The coding region runs from base 1 to 1731 and encodes 576 amino acids. The transcript is spliced from 3 exons. Lineage: Eukaryota; Fungi; Ascomycota; Pezizomycetes; Pezizales; Morchellaceae.
AUGACAGCGUCGACCGUAACCCCCUACUCCCCCGUCGGCGACAGUGGCUUCCAGUCGCAGCAGCAAUACCACAACCCCCAAGUCGACCCAGAGGAAUUCUACCGCUCCACGCCAGAAUCACAAAACACCCACCACGACCACGACCACGACCACGACCACGACCACGACCACGACCACGACCACGACCACGACCACGACCACGACCACCACCACGAGCACUCGGCCACCAGCCCGGUAUCACCAGCAGACUCACAGGCACCGAUCGUGUUCGGCGUCGGGCAGGCACAGGACUACCCACCACCGCCACCAUCAACAACAACAACAGUAAACACCCAGCAGCUGCCGUCAUCGAGAAUGGCCGACAGCAACAACAACACCUCGUACCCGUCGCCCGUCGUGGAGGAGGAGCCCGGUUCGUCGUCGUCGUCGUCGUAUCCGCCGCCGCCCACGCAGCCCACGCAGCCCACGCAGCCCAUUGCCGUCGAUAUGUACCGCACGUCGAUGGGCGUGGUGAACGGCGAGGUUGGGUCGUACCCGGCCCCGCCGCCGGCGAAUAAUAGACGGCGGGACCCGUAUGCGGGUAUGGCGGUGCCCAUGACGCCGCUGACGCCCGCGUUGAAGACGCCGACGUUUAGGGAGGAGGCGGAUGUGGAGAGGUAUUCGUCGAAGGUGCAGAAGUACGAUAAGAGGGAUUUGGCCGUCAAGCUGAAAGUCCGCCUCGCCAAGAUCUUCCUGCGCAGCAUCAACUGCGCCUGCAGCCUGGUCGUGCUCUCGCUCGUGGCCUCCACCUUUGCAAUCUUCAACUCCACAAAGCACAUGGCGCCGCGCAACAACCUGCCGCCGUGGGCCGUGGCGACGCCGCAGUGGCCGCAGAUCGUCGUGCUGUGCAUCGCCGUGGUGUCGCUGUGCAUCUCGCUGUACAUCAUGUACGGCUACUGGCGCGGCGGGCACAAGCGCGCCGAGAAGGUGGCCGUGUACUGGACCGUGUUUGCCGUCGGCACGUUCAUCUUCACGAUUGUCAUGUGGGCCAUUGCGGCGGGCAUCAUGCAGGGGAGCCGGAACAGCGCCGAGGGCAAGGACCUGUGGGGGUGGGCGUGCAAGGACAACGUGCGGCGGAAGCUGUUUGAGCAGGACAUCAACUACAAGCUGGUGUGCAGGGAGCAGGACUGGGUCCUCGUCUGCGCCAUCAUCGAGAUCAGCGUCGAAACAAUCACCAUCGCCGUCUACGCAUUCGCCUUCUACCGCCUCGCCUCCAAGCGCAAGCUGCGCAAGUCCAUGGACGUCCGCGACAAGGCCCGCUCCGAGCUCUGGCUCGCCAAGCUGCGCGAGCAGCAAGCCGCCGAGGACCUCGAGGCCCAGGCCGGCUCCUCGGAGCCAAAGACCGCGCUAGACGAGACGGACGCAAACACCGCCUACAACAAGCUCAACGGCACCGGCAACGGCACCGGCACCGGCACCGACCUCUCGGGCGCGGAGGAGGAGGAGGAGGGCCGCGCGGUGGCGCCCGUGCCCGCGCCGAUCGUGCUGCAGAGGCCGCCAAAGGGGAAUUAUGCCACGGCGCCGCACAAGGCCCGGAGGGUGUCGAUCUCGCCGCCGAAUUCGUCCGGGGAUAGGGUCCCGCCGACGCCGCGGUCGGUGAGCUUUCAGGCGCCGCUGUCGGCGACGUAUCCGCCGCCGCCCAUGUCGGCGACGUUCCCUGCGCGGGUGCCGUCGGCGGGGUCGCAGAAGUGA